UCAUUCACAGUUAUGAUCGUCGUGUACUCUGUCCUGUGGAGCUGUCUCCAGGCUGGUCUGGCGCAUGCGCAGUACAUAGCAGUCGGUGGCUGUCCCAAUGUCACAGUCAAACAUCCCUUCAAUCUUGUGGAGUACAUGGGCACGUGGUACCAGAAGGAGACGUACGGUACGGAGUUGUUCCAAGGGACUGGGAAAUGUGUGACAGCGAUGUACUCCCUCAACCCCAACACUGGAGUUGUGGACGUGUUCAACUCCCAGGAACCUGUUAGCAGCUCCAGCACGGCGCGCAGCAUCAAUGGAACUGCGGUGCUGGAGGACUCGAACAAAAUGGAGGGCAAACUGCUUGUCACUUUCCCAAUUCCAAUUAUUCAAAGGAUUACAUCGAAAUACUGGGUGUUGGAUACUGAUUACUCCAACUGGGCAGUGGUGUGGUCUUGUUUCAGUUUAGGGUCCCUGGCACACUCAGAGUCGGCGUGGAUCUUGGUCCGUCAUAGGGAUGGUGCAAAGGAAGACAAUGAUAACAGAGAUCUGGAAAUUGAUUCCGUCCUUAAACGAGAAGGCAUUCCGAGAAGUCGGUUCAAAAAGACUGAUCAAGAGAACUGUUUAAUGCAAUGAUA
This is a messenger RNA of Homalodisca vitripennis (glassy-winged sharpshooter), 617 nucleotides long. Its product is annotated as apolipoprotein D-like. The transcript has 5 exons. The record is from RefSeq and is a predicted model, not a curated record. Lineage: Eukaryota; Metazoa; Arthropoda; Insecta; Hemiptera; Cicadellidae. The coding region runs from base 13 to 615 and encodes 200 amino acids. Gene Ontology annotation, molecular function: pigment binding.